GCGGCGGGCGGCGGAGCGCGAGGCCGGGCGCGGAGGAUGCUGCGCGGCGGCUGCCCAGGCGCCUCUCGCUCGUGACCGCGGCGCCCGCCCCAGGCGGCCGGGCUGUGCGCGGCGGCCGCCUCUCCGUGACAGCGCGAGCGUGCGCGGCCCGCCGGACCGGACGAAUGUAUGACAACAUGUCCACAAUGGUAUACAUAAAGGAAGACAAGUUGGAGAAGCUUACCCAAGAUGAAAUCAUCUCUAAGACGAAGCAAGUCAUUCAGGGGCUGGAAGCUCUGAAGAAUGAACACAACUCCAUUUUACAGAGUUUGCUGGAGACACUGAAGUGUCUGAAGAAGGAUGAUGAGAGCAACUUGGUGGAGGAGAAAUCCAACAUGAUCCGGAAGUCCCUGGAAAUGCUGGAGCUUGGUCUGAGCGAGGCGCAGGUGAUGAUGGCUUUGUCAAAUCACCUGAAUGCGGUCGAGUCAGAGAAACAGAAACUGCGCGCUCAGGUUCGUCGUCUGUGCCAGGAGAAUCAGUGGCUGCGGGAUGAACUGGCCAACACGCAGCAGAAGUUACAGAAGAGCGAGCAGUCUGUGGCCCAGCUGGAGGAAGAAAAGAAGCACUUAGAAUUCAUGAACCAGCUAAAGAAAUAUGAUGAUGAUAUUUCCCCCUCGGAGGACAAAGACACGGAUUCUGCCAAAGAGCCUCUGGAUGAUCUCUUUCCAAAUGAUGAGGAUGACCCAGGCCAAGGAAUUCAGCAGCAGCAUAGCAGUGCUGCUGCCGCCGCCCAGCAAGGAGGAUACGAGAUUCCCGCGCGGCUGCGCACGCUCCACAACCUGGUGAUCCAGUAUGCGUCCCAGGGGCGCUAUGAAGUGGCCGUGCCGCUCUGCAAGCAGGCCCUGGAGGACCUGGAGAAGACUUCAGGCCAUGACCACCCUGACGUGGCCACCAUGCUCAACAUCUUGGCCCUGGUGUACAGGGAUCAGAACAAAUACAAAGAUGCAGCUAAUCUACUGAAUGAUGCUUUGGCUAUCCGUGAAAAAACUCUGGGCAAAGAUCAUCCCGCGGUGGCAGCGACUCUGAACAACCUUGCUGUGCUGUAUGGUAAACGAGGGAAGUACAAAGAGGCUGAGCCAUUGUGCAAAAGAGCCCUGGAGAUCAGAGAAAAGGUUCUAGGGAAAGAUCACCCUGAUGUUGCCAAGCAGUUAAAUAACUUGGCCUUACUGUGCCAGAACCAGGGCAAGUAUGAAGAAGUAGAAUAUUACUAUCAAAGAGCCCUGGAGAUCUACCAGACGAAACUGGGACCAGAUGACCCCAAUGUGGCCAAGACGAAAAACAACCUGGCAUCCUGCUAUCUGAAACAAGGAAAGUUUAAGCAAGCAGAAACACUGUACAAAGAGAUCCUUACUCGGGCUCAUGAGCGGGAGUUUGGUUCUGUGGACGAUGAAAAUAAACCCAUAUGGAUGCAUGCUGAAGAAAGAGAAGAGUGCAAAGGAAAGCAGAAGGACGGGACGUCUUUUGGGGAGUAUGGUGGCUGGUACAAAGCCUGCAAAGUUGAUAGUCCAACGGUUACAACAACUUUAAAAAACCUUGGUGCACUUUACCGACGUCAAGGGAAAUUUGAAGCUGCAGAAACAUUGGAAGAAGCUGCCAUGAGGUCACGUAAACAGGGUCUUGACACUGUUCACAAACAGAGAGUGGCGGAAGUGCUAAAUGACCCUGAGAACAUGGAGAAGCGGAGGAGCCGGGAGAGCCUCAAUGUGGACGUGGUCAAGUACGAGAGUGGCCCUGACGGAGGGGAGGAAAUGAGAAAGAUGAAGCUCGGGCUGGUUAAAUGACUUGCUCAGCGUCCAUGGUGAGUCCGAGCGGGCAGGGGCAGGCCCCACUGUCUGUGCUCCUGUCGAGACGCCGGCUGCCCCUGGGGCAGGACGCAGGAGGCGUUGUGCCCAGGGAAACCCAUUUUCUUUGGAUGGUCAACUGCAUGCUUACAACGUGCCACUGCCCCUUCAAGUCACCUGGACUUAAGGUUCUGAAGUGUCUAAGAUGCUAGUGUUUUAGUUUAUGAGAAUGAGAGUCAAAUGCUUGAGGAAGGAUGGCAGUGGGGGGAUAUGGCAGGACAGGAGAAGUUACACGAAUGUGUCUUCUGCGUGUAGCCUUCACUUUGGUUCUUCAUUGGUGACUCUCCUUCAUGUACAGUUAUUUGUGUCUUGCAGUAAGUAAAUGAUUCCUAGGAUGAUGCUAUCUCCACACUGCCUUCCACUGAUGCCUGUUUGGACUAGGCCAGCCUAGAUUUUCCAAGAUACCUUGGGCCCAGCUCCACCCCUGAGCCGGCCUGGUGAACCAGAGAGACAGAGGGGAAGGCCCAGGAUGAAGCCAUGAUAUCUGUGACCUAGAAAUACUGUAGACCAGGCUGUGCGGCGCGGGGCCUGCGCCCUGUCCUCCUGUGGGCUCACUGGUUCUCUCCUUUCUGUCUGACAGGCCUAGCUGCCCGGGUGCCUCCCGCCCUGCUCCUGCAUGACGGGCAGCGCCUCCUCCGGCCCCCCCCUCCAGCGCUGCCCGCUGUGUCUAGCAGCCCCUAGGAGCUUGUCAGAGCUGCACCUCUGGGCCUGGUCAUUCCUUUCGGUGCUGCUGACCUGGGGUUCCUGAUCUCUGUAUACAUGUAGCUUUGCCAGAUAUGUACUUAGUAAUAUCAACUGUAUUAAUAAAACCCAUUGACUGUGUAACACGAUGUUUAACCAUUAAGAGCGAUUAGCUGUACACUCUGCUAGCAGGUAGUUAGAAGUGUCACACAGGUUUACCGCAGUGGCAUGACAGUGACCUGUGGACAGUGGCUGAGCUGUAGGAGUAAGGCAUGUGUUGCACGUCUGUGAUACUUAGAGACCACCUGGCCAGUGCGCCUGCCCAAGGCCCUGGACAUGCUCCAGUAGACUUGCUGUGUAGUCCUCUGUAAUUCUGCUUUUCUCUACUAAUCUUUAAAAGCUCAGUGAUGUGUGUAUUUGUCUUUCUAACUUCUAAUAAACUCACUCCAACUGACC
Molecule: messenger RNA, 3017 nt
Organism: Perognathus longimembris pacificus (Pacific pocket mouse)
Lineage: Eukaryota; Metazoa; Chordata; Mammalia; Rodentia; Heteromyidae
Gene: Klc1
Product: kinesin light chain 1
Exons: 14
Coding region: 165-1820 (551 amino acids)
Biological process (GO): axo-dendritic transport
Cellular component (GO): kinesin complex; cytoplasm; membrane-bounded organelle
Molecular function (GO): kinesin binding
Source: RefSeq, a predicted model, not a curated record